AGCGCGGCAAUUGUAUUGCCGCAUUUGUUUUGUUUACAAUCGAAAUAAACAAAUAAAUAUAAAUUAAAAUGAAAAUCGCAAUAGAAGGAUGUGCGCAUGGGGAGCUAGAACGCAUCUACGAUACCAUCGAGGGCAUCGAAAAGGAGCGCAACAUCAAGAUCGAUCUGCUGCUCUGCUGCGGCGACUUUCAAUCGACGCGCAAUCUUGCGGAUUUGCAAACCAUGGCUGUGCCCCGAAAGUACAUGGAUAUGUGCACAUUUUACAAAUAUUACAGUGGAGAGCGCGUUGCGCCAAUUCUCACCAUAUUUAUCGGCGGUAAUCACGAGGCAUCCAACUAUCUUCAGGAGCUGCCCUAUGGUGGCUGGGUUGCUCCCAACAUUUAUUACCUGGGUUAUGCUGGUGUCGUGAAUGUGAAUGGCAUUCGUAUAGCAGGCAUCAGUGGUAUUUACAAGGGACACGACUUUUUGCGCGGUCAUCACGAGUUUCCGCCGUACACGGAGAAAACAUGUCGCAGUGUCUACCAUGUGCGUCAACUGGAGGUGUUUCGCUUGCAACAGUUGUCAGGAAAGGUGGACAUCUUUAUGUCGCACGAUUGGCCGCGUGGCAUACACGAGUAUGGCAACAAGGCACAACUGUUGAGAUUUAAGCCACAUUUCGCCGAGGACAUUGAGAAGGGGCAACUGGGAAGCCGUCCGCUGGAGGAAUUGCUGAAGACACUGCAGCCAACCUAUUGGUUUGCUGCUCAUUUGCAUUGCAAGUUUGCUGCUCUGGUGCAGCACACGAGAGCUGCAGGUAAAUCAUUGAAUGAGGAGGAAUCAUCCUCCGAUAGCAACAGCGAUAGCGAAGAGGAGGAAGAGGAGAAGCACUCAAAGUCAUCAGCAACAGCACCGGCUGCUCCUGUUGCCGUAACCAAAUUCUUGGCGCUGGAUAAAUGCUUGCCAAAGCGUCGCUUUCUGCAAGUGCUUGACAUGCCCACAAGCGAAGAAAGAGAAAAGCCAACUCUAGAGUACGACAUCGAAUGGUUGUCGAUAUUGCUCACCACAAAUCAUCUGACUUCUAUCAAGGAUAACAAUUACUAUUUGCCCGGCAAGAAGGCGGGCAGCAUGGAAGAACGUUGCAACUUUACGCCAACUGUCGAUGAAUUGUCGCAUAUUCGCCACAAGUUCAAUAAUCUCGAGGUGCCCAAGAACUUUUGUCGCACCGUCAACGCAUUCGAUGCCGAUGAGCAACAGAAUUAUAAACAAAUGUUUGUUGAUCAGCCGCAGGCACAAUUGAAUCCACAGUGCAAUGAUUUCUGUGCUAUGCUGGGCAUCGAUGAUCCACUCUGCCUUGCCAUGUUGGCAAAUGGCAAGGACUUACCGCAAACCAGCAGUUUAGAGGAGAGUACAGCUGAGCUCAACGUGCAGGAAACUAAAGACGAAGAUGUGCCAUUGGCUCCAACGCAAAGAAAACUAAAUUUAACACUGCCAGCACCAAUUGCAGCGGAAGUUGAUAAGAAUGUCAUUGAGCUGCCAGUGGAAGAAGAUGAGGAGGCUACGUCACGUGUUUCGGAUGUUGAACAAGAUUUACAAUUGUCGCCAUCAAAGAGGAAACUGAAUUUAAAGUUGCCAGCACCAACUGCUCCAGAAGUUGACAAAGAUAACAGCGAAGUGCCUGCUGAAGUCGAUGAGGAGUCAAAUUCGCUUGCUGCUAAUGUUGUUGUGGAUUCAACAAUGAACGAACAAGAUUUUCAAUUGGCGCCGACGAAACGGAAACUCAAUUUAACGCUGCCAGAGCCAAUUGCAUCAAAAACUGAUAAUAUUAUCAGUGAAGUGCCAGUUAAAGUCAGUGAAGAGCAGAUAGAGGAGCCAAAAGCAGAGUUACCUGCGACAACUAGUAUAAAAAAGCUAAAGAGAAGAAAUCAGAGCAUUUAUCAAGCUGAUGAUAUGGACGAUUAAACAAAAAAGUAACGACAAUCUGAAGGUUAACUAUAAAUAGUAGUUAUUGAU
This is a messenger RNA of Drosophila nasuta, 1988 nucleotides long. RefSeq names its product lariat debranching enzyme (gene ldbr). Gene Ontology annotation, molecular function: RNA lariat debranching enzyme activity. NCBI's taxonomy places the organism in Eukaryota, Metazoa, Arthropoda, Insecta, Diptera, Drosophilidae. Gene Ontology annotation, cellular component: nucleus. The record is from RefSeq and is a predicted model, not a curated record. Bases 69 to 1937 code for a protein of 622 amino acids. The transcript has 2 exons. Gene Ontology annotation, biological process: mRNA splicing, via spliceosome.